AUGGAUUUUUUAAAUGAAAAUGAUAUCAAAACAAUAUUAAGGAAUAACGGAUAUCCUGAAGUGAGUAAUAUGAAUUGGUUGAUUACGGAUUAUUCCAACAAUCUGGUGGGAUACCUCGGGGAACAUCUAAGUCUCAAAAUCAGCUUCGAGUUGAAUGGUGCAUUGAAGAAUAUAAAAUAUUUCGUGAAAUGCUUACCAAGAUUUGAAAAAUGGAAGGCAGAUUUUUUGAAGGAUUUGAUAUUCUUCGACAAAGAAUAUGUGAUGUUGGGUGAUCUGUUUAAAAAAUUCCCGGAGCACGAUGGAUCGCGAAGAUAUCGACCUAAAGCCCUACUACUUAAAAAGGAUUUAUUUGUUUUUGAAGAUGUUACGGAAUUGGGAUAUAAAAUGCCAUGUCAAAGGGAAAAUCUAACAUGGCCCGAAUUAAAAGCAACUAUUUCUGCUAUGGCGAGAUUUCAUUCCCAGUCUUAUAUUUUUGAGGAACGUAAAAGCAAAUCAUUGGGAAGGUCAUAUCACAUAUGGGAAGACUAUAGCGAAUAUUUAGAAGAACCAGCUCAAGGUCAAUCAUGGCGAGACACAGGAAUGAAAGCCAUUAUCGAUGUCCUAAAAGUUUUUUCAAAGUAUAGGACAAAAGAUAAUUUCACAUCAAUUGUGGAUAAAAGAAUUCCUGAACUUUUUCGUCUCGCUGAAGAACAAAUCAAGCCUAGCACAAGACGUAGAAACGUUGUAGUACAUCGCGAUGUUUGGUCUAACAAUAUAUUUUUAAAACAACAUAAUGAUGGAAAUAUUCAUGCUCUUAUAGUUGACUUCCAGACUGUAGUUUAUGCUGAUCCGAUGAUAGAUCUCGCUUCCAUGAUAUGUUUUAACACCAAACAAUCAUUUAGAGAAGAAUUUAUAGAUGAAAUAAUUAAUAUUUAUCACGAUUCACUCAUUAGAGAACUCAUUGUGGAAGGGAUCGAUGUAGGAUUGGUUCCUGAUAAAAAAAAUCUUAGGGAGCAUUAUAAUGAAAGCAUGUUAUUUGGUUUGACCCAAGCUGCUAUCAUAAUUCCUAUAGUUACAUUUGACGAAGAUGUAAAGAAAAAUAUUUUUUCAGAUGCUGAUAAAAGUUAUCGCUUCAAUAUUGUAAGUAGAAGUCAAGAAUUUAUAGACUUCGCUAAAGUAGACGAAACAUAUCGAGUAAGGAUUUGUGAAAUUUUUGAUGAAUUACUUGAAAGAUUUGUGUUUAAUUGA
Molecule: messenger RNA, 1227 nt
Organism: Danaus chrysippus (African queen)
Lineage: Eukaryota; Metazoa; Arthropoda; Insecta; Lepidoptera; Nymphalidae
Source: the annotation of a GenBank genome assembly